This is a messenger RNA of Pestalotiopsis fici W106-1, 1077 nucleotides long. RefSeq lists its product as uncharacterized. The record is from RefSeq and is a predicted model, not a curated record. Gene Ontology annotation, cellular component: plasma membrane. Lineage: Eukaryota; Fungi; Ascomycota; Sordariomycetes; Amphisphaeriales; Sporocadaceae. The coding region runs from base 1 to 1077 and encodes 358 amino acids. The transcript is spliced from 2 exons.
AUGUCCGCCACCGACAAUAGCUCUGCACCUCUGCGCAAGGACAAAGGUCCUGAGACCAAUGGUGCCAGUGAUGGCCAUAUCGGGUUUCGCCCUCAGCAGAACAUGACUGUUGAGCCCCCCAAGCCGCGCGAUCUUCAGCCAAGCUAUGCCUCUAUUGUUGGAGACGACGCCAACCCCGAGGGCUGGUAUGGAUCAAUGAUCAACGCCCUCGGCGCUUGCAUGGGAACAUUGGGUGCGGUUCCGUGCAUCAUCUGCUGUCCCAACCCCUACAAGCAAGUUCAUCAGGGUAACGUGGGCCUGGUCACCAAGUUCGGCAAGUUCUACAAGGCCGUGGACCCUGGCUUGGUCAAGAUCAACCCGCUUUCGGAGCGUCUGCACCAGGUCGAUGUCAAGAUCCAGAUUGUCGAGGUUCCCAAGCAGACUUGCAUGACCAAGGACAACGUGACUGUCCAUCUAACUUCGGUCAUCUACUACCACAUCAUCAGCCCUCACAAGGCCGCUUUUGGCAUCGCCAAUGUCCGCCAGGCCCUUAUCGAGCGUACUCAGACCACCCUCCGCCACGUCGUUGGAGCACGCAUCUUGCAAGACGUCAUUGAGCGCCGCGAGGAGAUUGCCCAGAGCAUUGGAGAGAUUAUUGAGGAUGUCGCCGCUGGUUGGGGUGUACAGGUCGAGUCCAUGCUCAUUAAGGACAUUGUUUUCAGCCAAGAGCUGCAGGAGUCGCUCUCCAUGGCCGCCCAGAGCAAGCGUAUUGGAGAGUCCAAGAUCAUCGCCGCCAAGGCCGAGGUGGAGAGCGCAAAACUGAUGCGUCAGGCCGCCGAUAUCCUCUCAUCUGCACCCGCCAUGCAGAUCCGCUACCUCGAGGCCAUGCAGGCCAUGGCCAAGUCGGCCAACAGCAAGGUCAUCUUCCUCCCCGCCGCCAAUCAGACCAUGGGCCAGGGAUCUCCGGCCUUCAACGCUGCUCUGCAACAGGAAAGUCAGAACUUUGGCGAGAGCUCGGGCGGCGAUGCCCACGACUUUGGCGCUGCCGACCCGCAGUUUCAACGAGCUAUGAACGCCCGAGUCAUUGAGAACAUUUAG